GGCCGACAAACCACUCUUCUCUAUCAGUAUGCCCUUGAAUAGAUGAGGCUAUACAAAGUCCUUUGCUCUUAAAUGUAUUGCUGUCACUGAGAAUAUUUGGAGGUUUUCUCUUGGGUUCGUUUGGAUAUUUUUUUUUCAGCUUUUGUCUGAAUUUUGGUUUUAUUUUUCUGGGACAGAGAAAAUGGCCUUCCUUAUGAAAAGUAUGAUAAGUAACCAGGUAAAGAAUUUAGGAUUUGGUGGUGGGUCUGAAGAAAAUAAAGAAGAAGGAGGUACAUCUGAUCCUGCAGCAGCUCAUGGGAUGACUAGAGAGGAGUAUGAGGAAUAUCAAAAGCAAAUGAUUGAGGAGAAGAUGGAAAGAGAUGCUGCAUUUACACAGAAAAAGGCAGAGAGGGCAUGCCUCAGAGUUCAUCUCAGAGAAAAAUAUAGACUCCCAAAGAGUGAAAUGGAUGAGAAUCAAAUCCAGAUGGCUGGAGACGAUGUGGAUUUACCUGAAGAUCUCCGGAAAAUGGUAAAUGAAGAUCAAGAAGAGGAAGAAGAUAAAGAUUCGAUUCUUGGGCAGAUACAGAAUCUCCAGAACAUGGACUUGGAUACCAUAAAAGAAAAAGCCCAGGCCACCUUCAGCGAAAUCAAGCAGACAGCAGAGCAGAAGUGUUCUGUGAUGUGAGGGUGGGGAGGGGUAGAGGGAGGGCACGAGCCGUCCUUGGAAAAGACCACUCUCCUGUGGGACGGUCCAAACAGUACAUGUUUUCACAUAGUGAACACAGUUAGGAAAACCACAAUGAUCUAUUGAUAAAUAAUAAUUGGCUGUUCUAAAUAUUCCUGGCAGAGCAUUAGCUAGCACCUUGCAGCAGGAACCCUGCUUUCCUCUUAGUUAUAAAUGAGACGGACUGCAAAAUUUCCGUUGUAAAUGGUGAUACAGAACAUGUAUCUGCUUAAAGACUUUGAGAUGAGCCAGGAAGAAACAAAAGCCAGUGGCAUUUCCUCUCCAACUUUCUUCCUUAGAGGC
This is a messenger RNA of Saimiri boliviensis boliviensis (Bolivian squirrel monkey), 1006 nucleotides long. RefSeq names its product complexin 4 (gene CPLX4). Gene Ontology annotation, biological process: synaptic vesicle exocytosis; neurotransmitter transport; regulation of neurotransmitter secretion. NCBI's taxonomy places the organism in Eukaryota, Metazoa, Chordata, Mammalia, Primates, Cebidae. The record is from RefSeq and is a predicted model, not a curated record. Gene Ontology annotation, cellular component: terminal bouton; SNARE complex. Gene Ontology annotation, molecular function: syntaxin binding.